GUAUGUCAUGCCAGAGGUAAUAACUCAUUCCAAACUACUCCCCCUUUAUCCCCAACCCUCAAGUAGGAGUGGGCACUCAGUGCAUUUAACACUCAGCACAGGACUUACAGAGUCACAGUUACAUUGGAAUCUUGUUGUGUGAAAUUUAGUAAGCCACCCACGAUGGAUGUGAAAGCUCUUGCAAUUAUAACCCUGCUGAUGGUGACAAUGUGCAUCCAUGUGUCACAUGCAAAGCCAUUCAGCCUGGGCCAGAGAUGCUGGUGCCGAACUCCCGAGAAAAGUGUGCACAAGAACAACGUCAAGAAUCUGAAGUUUCUGAACACUCCCAACUGCCCUCUGCAGAUCAUUGCAACAAUGAGAAAUGACAAACAAGUAUGUCUUGACCCUGAAACUAAAUGGCUACAGCAAUACUUGAAGAAUGCUAUUAACAAGUAAGGAGAAACGCUUCUUCACAAGAUUAAAACAUCAAGAGGCAUUUGAGAACAUGUGCUGGAUUACAGCUCCUUUCACCCAUGUAAUAUUUGUAUUCUUCUCUGGACUGCUUGCUGUAACAGCACUUAACUACCAUACAUGUAUGUUGAAGCAUUGAUACUGCCACCUGCAUCGACACUGCCAAUAUAAAUAUAUUAUGUAAAAUUAUAUGUAGAUUUCUUUUAUAACUGAUACAGGUCACACAUCUGUUUUGAGUUUAGUUGCUUGUUCCUUGAUGUUUGUGCUGGUGAACUUCAUAGUUCUUUGACUCUCUAGACCAAAAACAAACUGAAGUUCAUUUUUAAAGAUUAACUUGUAGACUGCCUUACACCCUUCAUAAUUAAUUUCCCAUAUGCUCCAGUCCAAAUAUUUGUACUCUGGAAGAACAGAGAAAACUGUUAACCUUACAGUCAUAAGGUGUUUCUCUGUUUUAUAACAUUGACACCUUCUCCUGGUGCCUAAAUCAAGCACCAUGGAACUGAACUAAAUUGCAUUUGAAACUAGUCUCCACUGAUAAUGAGCCCUGUUUUAUUUUAAGAACUCCAUAAUAGGGGCAAAUUGCAUAGUAACAGUUUAAAUUAAUUGUAACUGUGGUUAGAUGCAGGGUAACUACCUUCCCAUUUACAUGCUGUGGUUUGGCAUCACCAGAGCCAUACUAAAUCAUACGUUUACAGUGCUGCAAUACGUUUGCAAUUUACUGUACUGCUGCUUGUCCCAAUUGAAUGCACUUUAGUUUAUUCAUAUGUCCGUAUUUGCCAGCAAACAAUGAUUUGGGCUGUUUGCUAAGUGAAUAAAAUGGAUCACCUGAGGCAAACGUUCUGUAUUUCUAAGAAACCUUUUGCAUAUGGGAAUCAUUUUAAGGUCUGUAAACUUCCCUUUUAUAUACUGAUUGCAAAAUGUAGUAGUACUCCAUUUAAGAUGAAAACUCUCUCAUGUACACGCUGCAAUGAUUUUCUCAGAAGAACUAGCAAUUACUGUGUAACUGAUUUUUCUCUUGCUAUGUUUUGUUUAACUAUGCUUGACAGCUUUUAAUGCCUCUUACAGUUUGGGAUUUUAUUGUUAUAUUUCUGUUUGUUUAAUUUGCUCGUUUAUAUUUGCUUAUUGAAUUUUCUAGGAGGCACAGUCGGAUGCCUUAAAUUUUCAAUAGUGUAGGUAUUUUAUAAAACUGUGUAAAAUGAAGGUAUUCCCAGAAUGUACAGAAGCUACAGUAUGCUCCUAUCAAAUACUACCUUUUAAGGAGAAUUCUAACUGCUACUUUGGUUUGUGAAUUAAAGUAAUUUUAUUAAGAAAUGUCUUAUAUAAAAAAUAAACUUACAAAAAUCCCCAAAUAGUCAGUUUUAUUAAAAUAAAUAAAUAAUAAUAAUUAUUAAUUGAAUUGGAGUCCAUGAAGUAAAAAAGACAUACAAUUCUAGUUGUGGUGGUGGUGGUGGGGACAAAAUAUGGGUGGUCUGAGAAUAUUAUGUAUUUGCCCAGUUAAGAAGGCAGUGGAAGUGUUGCAAGGCUAGGUCAGUAGCUAAACCAGGGCCAGUACAAUAUUUAGACCCAGAAACAUGUUUCAUUUGCUGUAAAUUAAUAGUUUAGUUUGAAACCCCAUACUUUCAAGUUUUUCAAAUUCCAUGCUGCUCUCUUCACUAACUGCUCUCUGUCUACGGCUCGCAUCUUUCCCAUCCGGACCUCUAAAGUCGCCUGCCCUUUUUAUAUGAAGCAGCCUGCAGGCAUGUAUAUCCAUUUAAUCUCUGUAGAAGAAAUACUGUCUGUUCAACUUCACACAAGAAAGAAAAUAAAAAAAAAAACUGGCAAUUCCCCAGAAAAGGCCAUCACUGUCUAAAAUAGCCAUGAUUCAGAAUCCCUUACACUU
Molecule: messenger RNA, 2329 nt
Organism: Acipenser ruthenus (sterlet)
Lineage: Eukaryota; Metazoa; Chordata; Actinopteri; Acipenseriformes; Acipenseridae
Gene: cxcl12a
Product: chemokine (C-X-C motif) ligand 12a (stromal cell-derived factor 1)
Exons: 4
Coding region: 163-435 (90 amino acids)
Biological process (GO): chemokine-mediated signaling pathway; defense response; immune response
Cellular component (GO): extracellular region
Molecular function (GO): chemokine activity
Source: RefSeq, a predicted model, not a curated record